AUGGUUGCCGAAACGAAACUCUACGAUGCCCUAGGCAUCAAACCUGAUGUUUCUCAAGACGAUAUCAAGAAGGCUUACAGAAAGGCUGCAUUGAAGCACCACCCGGACAAAAACAAAGACAACCCUAAGGCUGCUGAGAAAUUCAAAGAAGUCUCACAAGCCUACGAAGUCCUCUCCGACCCUGAAAAACGCAAAACAUACGACCAAUUCGGCCUCGAAUAUCUCCUCCGCGGCGGACCUCCUCCAUCCGCAGGUGGAGGCGGAGGACCGACAGGCUUCGAUGGCAUGCCCGGCGGAUUUAAUUUCACCAACAUGGGCGGUGGUCCUGGCGGAGGUACUCGCACAUUCCGCUUCUCCACUGGGCCCGGAGGAGCAGGAACAUUCAGCUUCAGCAAUCCCGAAGACACAUUCCGAAAUUUUGCGAAGAGCGGCGCUGGCGGAAUGCCCUUUGGUGACGAUGAUGACAUCUUCGCCAGUAUAUUCAAUAGUGCCGGACUAGGCGGCGGUGGCCCCAGGGUGAGAACUUCUGGUGGCCCUAGUGCGGGCGCUUUUAAUCAACGGCGUGAUCCCACCCCUGAGCCUCAGGUGGUUGAGAAGCCAUUGCUGCUCACGUUGGAGGAGAUAUUCAGCGGUGUUACCAAGAAGGUUACAACGAAGAGCAAGACAUUUGACUCUAGCGGCAAACGGAGUGUGCAGGAUGUUACCCUCGAAGCGAAAAUUAAGCCCGGACUGCGCUCAGGAUCAAAGCUCAAAUAUAAAGGUGUUGGCGACCAGGAGGAAGGGGGCCGACAGGACGUACACCUAAUAGUAACGGAGAAAGAGCAUCCCAACUUCAAACGCAGCGGCGACCACCUCAUCUCCACAGUCGACCUCACCCUCAAAGAAGCCCUAACCGGCUGGGAACGCAUCGUCAAGACCAUCGAUGGCAGAUCGAUCCGCGUCUCCAGACCAGGGCCCACACAACCAGGCCACGAAGAACGCUUCCCGGGCUGGGGCAUGCCACUCUCGAAAAAGCCAACGGAGAGGGGCGAUUUGGUGGUGAGAGUAAAUGUCAAGUUCCCCGAAAGUUUGACGAGUACACAGAAGGAUGUUUUGAGGGAUGUUUUGCCUUGA
Talaromyces atroroseus is the source of this 1113-nucleotide messenger RNA. RefSeq lists its product as hypothetical. Gene Ontology annotation, molecular function: protein-folding chaperone binding. Gene Ontology annotation, biological process: translational initiation. The transcript has 3 exons. The record is from RefSeq and is a predicted model, not a curated record. Gene Ontology annotation, cellular component: cytosol. Bases 1 to 1113 code for a protein of 370 amino acids. NCBI's taxonomy places the organism in Eukaryota, Fungi, Ascomycota, Eurotiomycetes, Eurotiales, Trichocomaceae.